Pyricularia oryzae 70-15 is the source of this 1341-nucleotide messenger RNA. RefSeq lists its product as uncharacterized. The coding region runs from base 224 to 1066 and encodes 280 amino acids. NCBI's taxonomy places the organism in Eukaryota, Fungi, Ascomycota, Sordariomycetes, Magnaporthales, Pyriculariaceae. Gene Ontology annotation, biological process: regulation of peroxisome size; peroxisome fission. The transcript has 2 exons. The record is from RefSeq and is a predicted model, not a curated record. Gene Ontology annotation, cellular component: peroxisomal membrane.
AUCUUUCGCAACACCAAACCCUGAUGAAUACAGCGUGUGUGCGGGUCUGGGCAUCCCACCCACGACCUGCAAGUGCAAGGUUCACCGUCUCUGAUGACAAAUUGCCCUUCGAGGUUGACUUGUGAAACAGCAGUGAACACAAACCUCACAAACAUCUACAUGUUUCCUGCUCGGCAAUUUCGCUCUCAACAUCCACAUUCAUUUUCUCAUCUCAUUCUGCAAAAUGCAGCAAUUCAUUAGAUUCAGUUCUGACCAGCUCGGUCUGGAGCGUAUUUUACGUCUAUUUCAAUCAAUCGCCCAGAUCAUACUCGGCGUGCCCUUCCUAGCCAUCACCGCUACGGCCUGGAUCAACAGCCUGCCUUCCACGGUGGCAUACUUCUCAUCCCUAGCCACCAGCGAAAAGCCCAUCGUCGCAGCAGGACCCCUCAAGGUCGCCGACACGCUCCUGCUGCUCGGCGACCUCAAGGGCAAACUAGCCCUGGCCCGGCGCACCGUCCGCCUCUUUUGGUUCCUUGGCUCCUUCCAGGCCGCCCAGCAGUUGUACUCAAACGGAGGCGGCUUGGACGUCUGGCUCGACGUCGCCUCGCGCUCCUUCAACGGCAUGUACCUGAUCCUCGAGACGGUCACGAUGCCGGACGUGGUGGGCACGCCGCACCUGCGGCUGUUCGGCCCGGCCCUGUCCGCCACGCUCAACCUCGAGGCGCAGCGCUUUUGGCUGCUUGCUCUGAUUUGCGCUUCUGCGUCCAGCUGCCUGAAGCUGCUCGCCACGUAUGGGCAGGCGGCCGUGCCUGAGACAGGGGACGGGUUCGGUGCCAAGGUCGGGGAGAAGAAGAAGGCCGGGCCUGCCGAGGACAAGGCGAAGAAGGAGGCGGCGGGGGUUGCGCUGGCCAAGGAGAGGAGUGCGAAGCGGCGCGCGCUGUUGAGGAAGCUGACGGCGGACGUUUUGGAUAUGGCUGCGCCGGGGGUUGUGGUCGGCUGGAUGGAUGUCGAUGCGGGCGCGGUCGGGAUGGCCAUGUUUGUGACUACGCUUCUGACUGGAUACGAUGUUUGGAAGAAGUUUGCUUGAGGGUGAGUUGAGGUAUAUACGAGCGAGGUCAUACUGCAUGAUACACAUAUAUAUGGGAGAGGAGCUUGUUCGACUUGCGGAGCGACUUUAUACGGGAAAUCUUCGAAUAUGAUCAAGAUUCAAGCGGCUGUAUUUUAGACGAAUGCGGACAUAUAAGCUAAUCAAUAGACGCAACAGAGUCAGGUGUCUGCUUGCACGGUGAGGAGAGACGCAGACGCAUGUAUUUGGUUCGAGACCAUAAAGUGAUAUAAUGCAAAAGAUGUUCAAGAAUAUGG